Molecule: messenger RNA, 1988 nt
Organism: Mesocricetus auratus (golden hamster)
Lineage: Eukaryota; Metazoa; Chordata; Mammalia; Rodentia; Cricetidae
Gene: Spaca9
Product: sperm acrosome associated 9
Exons: 4
Coding region: 659-1342 (227 amino acids)
Cellular component (GO): sperm flagellum; acrosomal vesicle; ciliary base
Source: RefSeq, a predicted model, not a curated record
UCCCUCCCCAGGGCACAGGGGCCCUCGAAGGGCCACAGCGCAACACCCCAGGACAUCCUGAGGGGCCACAGCGCAAGGACCCCAGGAUGCCAGUGGGACCACAGCACCAGGAUUCCAGUUGGGGUCACAGUGCAAGGACCCCAGGAUGCUCCGAGGGGCCACCCUGUGAAGAAUCCCAGGGUCCACAGCUCUAGAGCCCCAGGCCCUCCUGAGGGAGAUCGGAUCCAGAAACCUGCUUCUGGUGCAGCCGCCGUGUGGAUGCUAAGAGUUUAGGGUCAACCCUGACUCUGCUCCCUGCACCCCAGUUUCCCUAUCUUUAAAGUAAAGACGCUAAGCAGAUGUAGGUCGGAUGUCUGCAGGAGCAAAAGUCAUCUGCAGCCAGGAUCAGCCAGAACCUGGGCGGAUCUCCUGGUUUGGGCAGCCGGACCAUGUGACCUGAUUGCCAUGGCACCUGUGGUCACAAUCGGCCAGGGCCACGGGUCUCUGAGGCCUCGACCCCGCCCACUCCCGCUUCCCGAGAACUGUUGAGGGCCUUCCCGCCCUCCGGGGCCCACACACCCACGAAGGCACUUCAAGCUUCUGGGCACUCUGUGAGGCGAAGGCCAGUCCGAGUCAAACCAGGUAGACCCUGCCUGCCCUGUGAGACUCCAGGACGACAAUGAACGAGGUGAAAGAGACCCUCCGAAGCAUCGAGCAGAAAUACAAGCUCUUCCAGCAGCAACAGUUCACCUUCAUUGCGGCUCUGGAGCACUGCAGGGAGAACGCUCACGACAAAAUCCGGCCCAUCUCCAGCAUCGGACAGGUGCAGAGCUACAUGGAACACUACUGCAACAACUCUACGGACCGGAGAAUCCUGCUCAUGUUCCUGGACAUCUGCUCGGAACUCAACAGGCUCUGCCAGCACUUUGAGGCCCUGCACUCUGGCACCCCUGUCACCAACAGCCUUCUCGAGAAAUGCAAAACCAUGGUUAGCCAAAGCAAUGACUUGAGCUGCCUCAGAGCAAAGUACCCACAUGACGUAGUAAACCACCUCAGCUGUGAUGAGGCCAGGAACCACUACGGAGGCGUGGUCAGCCUCAUCCCUAUAGUCCUGGACUUAAUGAAAGAGUGGAUUGCUCAUUCCGAGAAGCUGCCUCGCAAAGUGCUGCAGCAUGUGAGUGAGAUCCUGGGUAGCCAGGGAGCCGCUGCAGCAGCCGCUACCAGACCUGUCCAGACCACGGUUACCAAGCACUGGUUAGGAAAACACAAGUAUAGGCAGCUUGAAAAUGAGAGCCUCAAAUCUAGGGGGAAAGACAAAGGCGCCCAGAAGCCUCCCUGGAAACCACCUGGUGGGAAACUGUAACUCACUGUCAACGUACUUGGCUUCCACGGGUCAUCCGUUCUUACUGGGGGCCAAUACACAAUUGAGAAUCUCUCUCUUGCUUUUCACUUCUAACAUUUCCGCCUCUUGACCUCCGUGUUGAUGAAAACGCUCCUUACUCAUGGAGCCGCCCAAACAAUAUGGUGUUGGUUGGGCAUGUCCCAGAGGAAGGGUGUUGUGCUGAUGCCCAGGCCUCCUGCCCAUGCUGUGGCCUCUGGCUCUGUAGGGGGCAGCAAUUGGAGGGAGGUCCACUUCGCUCCUUGUCUUGACAAGGGCAAGAUGGAGAUGAGCUACAAGGUCUGUCAUGAACAAGUUAGGGGGAAGGGACCAGGAGGCUGAACUCAACUGUGUUCAGUUCCCUGGACCAAAACAAGGGAUGAAUGCUCUUCUUAGUCAGGAGAGGGAGAGCAUGGCAGACAUGGCAGAACUUUUCUGUGGCUCUUGAGCAGGACAAUGGCCUGGUCUCUGCAGAAGUCUAGACUGUCCACACUGUAGAUGUAUACUCCUGGCUUCUCAGCUGCCAGAAGUGAGCUCUGACUGUUGGUUUUUCCCUUCACAGGGGACGACUUAGCUUCUGUAUUGUUGCUUCCUCGGGGGGAGACAUUCAAGAAUAAAGUGUUCUACCAUU